GACCCCGCACCUCCUCUCCGUACUCCGAGCUCAACCCCGCCCGAUUCCGCCGGCGAGAAUCUGUCGGGGAAUCGCUGAUCCAGGAUGGCCGCCAACUUCUGGGCGUCGUCGCACAGCAAGCAGCUGCUGGACCCGGAGGAGGUGGACGUGGUGCCGGCGGCGGACCGGGAGCGGGGCAUCACGCCGGUGGAGUUCCGCCUCGUCAAGAUCCACAUGUCCUUCCAUAUAUGGCGGUUAGCCCAGCAGGUGAAAGUUAGACAAAGAGUCAUAGCUACUGCAAUCACAUACUUCAGGCGUGUCUAUACAAGAAAGAGCAUGACGGAGUAUGAUCCUCGUCUGGUAGCACCAGCUUGUUUGUAUUUGGCAUCAAAGGUGGAGGAAAGCACAGUGCAAGCAAGGCUUCUCGUAUUUUACAUCAAGAAGAUGUGUGGUUCUGAUGACAAGUACAGAUUUGAAAUCAAAGAUAUCCUUGAAAUGGAAAUGAAGCUCCUGGAAGCACUUGACUAUUAUUUGGUUGUUUACCAUCCAUACCGUCCUCUUUUACAGUUAUUGCAGGAUGCUGGCAUAACAGAUCUGACACAAUUCGCCUGGGGCCUUGUCAAUGAUACUUACAAGAUGGAUCUUAUUCUCAUAUAUCCUCCAUAUAUGAUUGCAUUGGCCUGCAUAUACAUUGCAAGCGUUCUUAAAGAUAAGGACACGACUUCCUGGUUUGAAGAACUUCGUGCUGACAUGAACAUUGUUAAGAAUAUUUCUAUGGAAAUCUUGGACUUCUAUGACACCUACAAGAUUGAUCCUAACAGAGGCCUCCAGGAGGACAAGAUUGUUCCUGUGAUGAACAAGUUGCCAUCGAAGGCCUGAAGCCAAAUGUAGCGCCAAUUUCGGUCUGACCGC
Messenger RNA from Lolium rigidum, 891 nucleotides. Its product is annotated as cyclin-C1-1. Gene Ontology annotation, molecular function: cyclin-dependent protein serine/threonine kinase regulator activity. The transcript is spliced from 9 exons. The record is from RefSeq and is a predicted model, not a curated record. Gene Ontology annotation, biological process: positive regulation of transcription by RNA polymerase II. Bases 85 to 858 code for a protein of 257 amino acids. NCBI's taxonomy places the organism in Eukaryota, Viridiplantae, Streptophyta, Magnoliopsida, Poales, Poaceae. Gene Ontology annotation, cellular component: mediator complex; nucleus.